AUGCCUCGUAAGCAGUUCAAGGCCGAUCUGGUCACCGCCAUUAGAGGCAACCACGGUGUCGAGUACAUCGACAACUGCUGUAUCCUUGAGGACGAUUUCACAUUUACCUUUACUCAUCCAACACUCGCAUCGCCUGUCACGAUCACCGCCAGCGUUCCAGAGCAAUCCGACUAUCCCACUGCUCACUACUACAGUCUCUUCUGCGAGGACAACGCAUCCAAGGAUGUUGCCGACAUCAUAGACAGCCUUGGCCAGCCAGCAAGCAUGACCAUCAACCAGUUCCUCUCACACGUCUCAGAUGCUCUCUCUGGUUCAACUAACCCCGCCUCUGAUGCAGUGUCAUUGCAAGACCACGACUCGGAUGACGACCUUGAUGACGAUGAUGAAGACAUCUAUGGUGGAGGCCUUGACAACGCUCCUUCACAGCCCGUCUUUGCCAUGCCUACGAAGACGACCCGCGCAGACCCAUCGAGUCAGUUCCAAUCCCGCAUCCGCAGCGACCUCAGACGUGCCAAGAAUGCCGGUUUCAAGAUCGCUUGUUUUGGCGGUCUUCUCGAUAACUACAGCUGUGUCAUUUCCGUCUCCGUCUCUGCCCGCAAGCUCGGCAUCUCGGAAGAGGCCAUGCAGGCCUGGCGCAUUGAGCCUUCCGACUACAUCAUCUUACUGAUCCAGUACAAGGAAGGUUACAAGACCAAGGAAGAACUGCUCGCCCUUGCCCCAGCCUCUGUGCCCACACAUAUGGAUAUGCGCGUGGGCGCCUCCAAGAAUUACAAACCAACACAAGAACAAGUCAUCAACGCCUUCAACGCCACCGGUACACCAACCACUCCAGACAGUGGCUCGACGCAAUUCCGUGACACUUUCAUCUCCAAGCCUCUCAAGGAUCUCUUGUCGGAGCGACUUGUCUACGUCGUACGCUACAGAGAUGCCGGCAUGUCGUGGCAGGGCGCCGAGGACUCGUACAGAAUGAGGCAGGCCGACCCUGACGCAGACGUAUGCGCUGUUGCUCAACAUUUCGAGAAGGAAGAAGCGCCAAGUUACCCUGCGAUCGUUACUGCGGACCACCUGGAUGAUCGCUCUGCAACGCACUCCUUCCCUCUCGCCGCUAUGCAAUUCACGCUGCGCCACUUCGUUCGUUGUACCGAGUUCUGUCUCGUUUGUCACAAGAAACUCUCCACUUUGGUCGAAGCACUCAAGCCUUACGUUUGCGAUGAACCCCUCUGUCUUUAUCAGUACAUGACUCUCGGAUUUGGUCCAUCCAUUGAGCAUGAAAUCAUGCAUCAAGACAAGGUCGUUGACUUGCUCCUGAGCUUUUGUUACAGCAGCGCCUCUUUGGGAAGACUCAGGGACUUCCCUACUGGUCUUGCUCUGAGUUUGCCCCGUUCUAUCGCCUUGCCAAUUCAGACACAGGCUCUCCCAAACUACAGUACAUCUGUGCAGCCCUCAAACCCUUCUCCUUUAGCGUCUGAUGGUCGACUUCAGGCUCGCUUCGACAUGAGCAAGUCUGAGAUUCUCUUUGAAGACGCCAACUCAGCUUGUCCUCUCAAGAAGGGUGAUUGGAUCACUAUCGAGCUGCCGGACGAAACAGGAAGCCCCUUGUUCCACUGCAGAAUCCAAGACACGCUCGGGCCCUCCGCUAAGACUGGCCCUCUGAUCGGACAAGUCACUCAGAAAGAGUCCAGCACUGCUAAAUGGUCCGAGGCCUUCAUCGACAAGUACAACACCAACUUUGAUGAUCUGUCCGAGGCCGACAAACGCGGUGCUGUGCAGCGUCUGCUGGCUUUGCUUCCAUCGGUUCAAAGUAUGAAGACCUAUCUCCAAGAACAGAGUACACCAGACCUGUCUCGAUGGGUCGAUACCAUUUCACCAGCUGCACUAUCCAUCCUACGCUGGACCCUGGCCUCGAAUCGCUCAUGUAUUGUCGAGGUUGAACAGCACAAGGCAGUGCAUGGUAUGUCAGGUUACGUGCAGUUUCGCUUCGCUAUGGGUGCACCUGACAAGGAAGCCCGUUUUUUGAAGGCUGUCAAAGAAACCGCAGCUCGACUCAAAUCCAGAUAUCCAACCUUCUACGCCUGGCACGGUAGCGGGCUUCAGAAUUGGCACAGUAUUAUCCGCGAGGGCUUACAUUUCAAUGAAACCAUCAAUGGCCGUGCCUUCGGAAAUGGCGUUUACCACUCUCCACAUUACGCUACCUCACUCGGUUACACUGGCAUGCACUACCAAGGAAGUGUACCAGGACCAUACAUGUGGCCAAACUCGGGCCUGCAGAUCUCGGGAGCAAUGGCUCUCAAUGAAAUCGUUAAUGCGCCUAACGAAUUUGUCUCCAUGAACCCCCACUAUGUGAUCAGUCAGCUGGAUUGGAUCCAGACUCGCUACUUGUUCGUGAAGUGUGGCACUACCGCUGAUGUCAACAUGCCAAAGUUCGACCAGCUGCCGGAGCACAAGCUAGAGCAGGACCCCAGUCGCAUCCCGACCGGCGAGCAAUCACAGAUAGUCAUUCCAGCACUGCAUGUCGUCAAGGCUGUGAAGCGUAAGCUGACCAGCUCCAAGUCGCCUGGUCCGAAGAAGACGAAGAAGGUCAANAAAGGCUUGUGGAGUAAGAUUCCCACAAAGACGCCAAUUGUCGACUUGACAAGCGACGCCGAUGGUGAUGUGGAAGUCUUCUUCGAUGAUAGUGAGCUAAGCGAUAGCUUGAGUGUGGCCACCGACGAUGAAGACCGCGAGAUCUUCGAAGAGCCUCCAUCCUCACAGGAACUGGCUCUUAGAACAGGUCGGCCACAGACCGAUUUUGUUCCAGGUUCACUGAGCCAUGACCAGCUUCCUAAGCUACCAACGCCCUCGUAUGCCAACUCCAUCGCGAACAAGAGACUUUCACAAGAUCUGAAGGCCCUGCUCGAUGUCCAGAACAACACACCGCUUCAUGAGCUUGGCUGGUACAUUGACCCUAGCAAAGUUGACAACCUGUACCAGUUAAUAGUUGAACUACAUUCGUUCCACGUGUUCAACGAAGGAAGUCGUGUGCUGCCGCUUGUCACCGACAUGAAGAAUCACAACAUCAAGAGCAUCGUCCUUGAACUCCGCUUUCCCGGCUCUUACCCCAACAACCCGCCAUUCAUCAGAGUCGUCCGCCCUCGCUUCCUUCCCUUCAUGAACGGUGGCGGCGGUCACAUCACUGCGGGAGGUGCUAUUUGCCAUGCCGUUCUUACCACUGACGGCUGGCUACCCACUAACACCAUCGAUUCUGUCCUGUUGCAGAUCCGCAUGGCCAUCGCCUCUACCGAUCCUAAGCCUGCACGCUUACAGAUCAGGGGCACAUAUGCCGAUGGUGACUCCAACUCGUAUGGCACUAGAGAGGCCGUCGAAGCUUACAAGCGUGCUUGCAUGGCUCAUGGAUGGACUGUCCCUGCCGACUUUGACCAGACUGUUGCCGAAGAGCCGCAGCAGCAUUAA
Molecule: messenger RNA, 3450 nt
Organism: Aureobasidium vineae
Lineage: Eukaryota; Fungi; Ascomycota; Dothideomycetes; Dothideales; Saccotheciaceae
Source: the annotation of a GenBank genome assembly